Molecule: messenger RNA, 1059 nt
Organism: Bathycoccus prasinos
Lineage: Eukaryota; Viridiplantae; Chlorophyta; Mamiellophyceae; Mamiellales; Bathycoccaceae
Product: molybdenum cofactor synthesis domain protein
Exons: 1
Coding region: 1-1059 (352 amino acids)
Biological process (GO): Mo-molybdopterin cofactor biosynthetic process
Source: RefSeq, a predicted model, not a curated record
AUGUCUAAUAAAACUUCUUCUUUGUCUUCUUUCAAUUCUUCUUCGUUAAAACAAACAGAAGCCGAGGCGUUCGCGUUUCGGAAACUUCUGGAGCACAUGAAGUGGAGAAACGAAACCAUUCAAAACAUAGAGAUGAUGAACUUGACUGGUUUCUGUCGAAACUGUUUAGCCAAGUGGUUGUUGUUGGGGAAGAAAAAUGUACGACUGAAAAGCACGUACGAGCUGUGUCAAGAGGAAGUGUACGGGAUGACGCAAAAGGAAUGGAAAGAGAAGUGGCAGUCGAAAGCGACGGAGGAGAUGUUGGAGAAAUUUAAGAGCGGGCAAGAGAUGCACGCGAAACACCCGAAAGAUUUGAUGACGACGACGACGACGACAACGACUUUGGAAGCAGCAACAUUACCGUUGACACAACCACGGUAUUAUUCAGGAGGUAACAAUAACACCAACAACAGAAUGCUCUCAGACGUGUGCUGCGAAGAUAUCGAAGAAGAUGCGGUAUGUAUCAACAGAGGAGGAGGAGGAGUAGAUGGCACGAAUAGUGGUGAUGGUAACAGUGACAUAUCUUUCGGUAUCAUAACUGUAUCAGACCGAGCGUUCAACGGCGUUUACGAAGACAUCUCCGGUAACGUCGUCAUGAGAGAAACCAUCGAGACGUAUUUUACUACUGAUGAUGUUAGCAAAAGUAGCACACAUAUCAUUAAAGGAUACAAGCUCGUCCCGGACGAGGAAGAGGAGAUUGCAAAAGCGAUCGUAUACAUGUCGGACGAACUGAAAUGCGACGUGAUUUUGACCACCGGAGGAACCGGUUUAGCGAAAAGAGACGUCACGCCCGAGGCGACGAAGAGCGUACUCACGAGAGAAGUGAAGGGCAUAGCAGAAUCGCUCAGAGCACACGCGCGGCGAUACGAAAAACACGCCGCAUUAUCGCGGGCAGUUGCUGGGUUGCGAAAUAACCAGAGUUUAAUCGUAAACUUACCCGGUCGGCCGAAUGCGGUGUCGUCGAGUUUAGGGGUGUUACUUCCGAUGUUGCGGCACGCCGUUCGGCAACUUAAAUCUUAA